AUGAUGAUCCGGCCGACGAUGGUUGCCACGCAGAAUCGGUGCAUAGAUUCGCCAGUCUGGGGGCGCACCUACUCGCCUGUAGACUUCCCAGUGCCUAACCAAAGCCAAGCAGCAUCAGCGGGCUUACCGACCGGUGCUAAUGGGUUUAUGCGGCUUAGACCAAGCAACUCAAUGCCAUGUGGGCUGCCCUGGUACGAGUUUAAGCAGGAGCCGCCGCCUCACUCCACGCCUCAACACGCGAGCCCAGAGGUCCUUCCUGCUUAUAUUCAGGAUAGCUCUACACGAAUGUGGAAGAGCGCGGGUAGCUUCUCCUCUCGACCUGGAGGAGCUCCGUGUUCGUAUGGUGGAUACACUUCAUCCCGAUCAAGCCUAGUUUCAUACGUUCCCCCCAAAGACGUUAGGAGAGCUUGCCGUGCCCAGAUUGUCAAGCAGACGUCUCUACCAGAAAAACCACCAAUCAUUUCUCAGAAUUAUAAUCUCAGCGGCUUCUCGGCAGCUUCAGAAGCAACAGGGCCUGAUAAAGUCACCGGUCCUCCCGUUCGACGUGUUGAAGCCCCGGUGUUAUUCAGUUCCUUUUUCGACAGAAUGCAACUUGGCCACAUAGUUGCUGCUAAGGACAAGAUAUUGAAGAAGGUCAAGAAUCGUGAUGUUGAAGGGACUGCUAUGUCUGAAGCCUCAUUCGAGACCAGCAUGUCUGACGAUGGGCGCAGCACGAGAGACCAAGCGAUGCAGUUCAUGGGAGCAGUUGACCUUCGCAGUUUGUAUAACAGAUACCAAAAGAGUGAGGAAAUUCGAGCAUCUAUGAGCGAUAGAGAAACGUCCGCAUCCCAAGGCACAGCCGAACCAUCCCCUCCCGCUUCUGAUUCAGAGAUUGAGACCUAUGUCCCCAGAGAGAAAGUUUUCCGGACUGAGGCAGCUGCCAGGCUGGCUGGUUCACCAGCACCAGGUAAGAUGCCUUCCCAUGUUGGUACUACUGUCGGAAUGCGCGUUGUGAGCGCGUGGCCAAGACCUGCUGAACAGCGGCACUCAGCGAGGCGUCAGAUGGAUGCAAGGUCAGUAACGCAGCCAAGGCAGUCAUCUUCAAGUCGUCGAGUCUGCAGGAUCACCUAUCGACGUCGGGACGACGCAAAAAGCCCUCCUCCUGAACUUCCCCGUCACGCACUCAACAAAGUUGCAGUGGAGGGGUCGUAUACUCACAUGAUCCCUGUUUCCGGGAACGGCAACAUGAAGGGACUGGUCUCAUGCACGCCAUAUUCCUGGGGUUCCAACAGUCGCCAUCCACACGAGGCAUCCGCUCGCGUCGUUGAGUCCAUGGGCUACCGCUACUUUGUGUUCAACAUUCCAGAGAAUGAGAUGAUUAACAGUGCCGACUUCACUCUAAAAUCGUGCAUCAGCCAAGGCAGCUUUGGCACAGUGUACAAGGCCGUCUGGAAGGGUGAAGUUGUGGCUAUAAAACAAGCCCACGGCAAAAUGACAUUGGAAGCAAUGAGAUCGGUUGCAAGGGAGAUCAAUUCCUACCGCAUGAUUCAACACCCCUUCAUUGUCCGUUACUACGGUGUCUGUAUUGAUCAGAACUUUGUGGGUCUAGUGACUGAAUAUCUAGAUGGGGGGAACAUUUUCGAUAUUUUGUAUGAGAACAAAGCAAAUAUUCCUGCGGAUAUUCGACUCAGAAUGUGUAGGCAACUUAUAGAGGCGGUUCACUUCCUGCAUACGGAGAAGCGCCUUGUCCACAGAGAUCUGAAGACAGCUAAUCUUGUUGUUGAUAGGGAGUACAAUAUUCGGCUCUGCGAUUUCGGCAAGACAAGAUCAUUGGAGCAACACGGGAAGCUCAAGCUGGAAGACAACGGAGGGUCUCCCCGCUACAUGGCUCCUGAAUGUUUUGUGGAAGGCAAUUACGUGGACGAGAAGCUGGAUAUUUGGGGACUGGCAUGCUGCCUCAUUGAAAUCCUUGGAGGCCCGAUUCCUUUCGAGGACAUCCACUCCAACGAAGGGGUCAUACACGCGCUUCUCUACAACCGCAGGAAACCAACUGUUCCAGGUUGGUUCCAUCCGCUUGCACGUUCAACACUGGACAACUGUUUUGCAUGGAAUCCAUGUGAGCGUCCCGAUACUCUAUAUAUCAAAGAUGUGUUCUCCAAAUUGACGCCCGGAGAACUCGAUAAGUAUGGUAUGAACCUUAAAAGGUCAUUGUGUUGA
Molecule: messenger RNA, 2196 nt
Organism: Eimeria mitis
Lineage: Eukaryota; Apicomplexa; Conoidasida; Eucoccidiorida; Eimeriidae
Product: Tyrosine kinase-like (TKL) protein, putative
Exons: 3
Coding region: 1-2196 (731 amino acids)
Biological process (GO): protein phosphorylation
Molecular function (GO): ATP binding; protein kinase activity
Source: RefSeq, a predicted model, not a curated record